Messenger RNA from Colletotrichum paranaense, 306 nucleotides. RefSeq lists its product as uncharacterized. NCBI's taxonomy places the organism in Eukaryota, Fungi, Ascomycota, Sordariomycetes, Glomerellales, Glomerellaceae. The annotation marks the transcript as partial. The record is from RefSeq and is a predicted model, not a curated record. The transcript has a single exon.
AACCACGCCACCCAUCGACGAUCAGUCAGAACGCUAUCUCGUAGCAAUCUCGCGAAUAGCCCCCGCAAGACCAAUGAUGGACUGCAACCCGCGCAAUCCUACCUCACCUCGAGAGAGCCGGAAAAUCGGUUCCGAUCUUGUCAACGUCUGAGCGCCGACUUGGGAGGGCAACACUGCAGCCGUGGCAGUGUCAAGAGCAUGUCAAGAAAGCACGCCAGCCACCUUCUUGGACGCCUGAACGCCAACUUGCAUCUCGGAUUCGGGUUUGUUGAUAGGCGAUUUGACGAGACUCUGCCGAGACAUUGA